UAAGAUGAAUAAGUAAUAAGAAGAAGUAGUACUAUACAAAAAGUAGAAUUUCAAUUAAUAUUAUACCUUCCCAACUUUGAAGAACAAUUAGUUUGAGGGGAGAACAUGAGUAAACACAUGUUGCUUUUUCCCUUUUUCUUUUUAACCCUUUGUCUCUCCUUCUACAAAUUUUGUUAUUUUGGAAUAGUACUUAGUGAACAAUAGUGGGAAAAAGGGUUUUCCCCCUAAUUAUCAAGAAAUGACUUGUAUCAAUAUUGACUCUCACAAUAAUGUUCCCUCAAGUAAUUAUGAGAAUAGUACUAGUGUUACAAAAACAAUUAGGACUUGUCCUUCUUGUGGUCAUUUGAUCAAAUAUGAAGAAAAGGCUGGGAUUCACAAUCUUCCAGGAUUACCAGCUGGGGUGAAGUUUGAUCCAAGUGAUCAAGAGAUUCUUGAACAUCUUGAGGCAAAAGUGAGAUUGGAUGCACACAAACUUCAUCCACUAAUUGAUGAAUUCAUCCAAACAUUAGAGGGAGAAAAUGGGAUUUGCUAUACUCAUCCAGAAAAGUUACCAGGAGUGACAAAAGAUGGGUUAGUCCGACAUUUUUUUCAUAGACCAUCAAAAGCAUAUACAACAGGGACAAGAAAAAGAAGAAAAGUACACACAGAUAUACGAGGCAAUGAAACUCGUUGGCACAAAACAGGCAAAACUAGGCCAGUUGUGUUCAAAAACAAAGUGAAAGGCCACAAAAAAAUACUUGUUCUCUAUACAAAUUAUGGUAAACAAAGAAAACCUGAGAAAACAAAUUGGGUAAUGCAUCAAUAUCAUCUUGGUGAUAAUGAAGAUGAGAAAGAAGGUGAACUCGUUGUUUCAAAAGUUUUUUAUCAAACUCAACCAAGACAAUGUGGUGGUAACAAUAAUAAUAAUUCUCUACUCAAAAAUAAUUGUCCUCUUCCUCAAGUUAGAACAAGUAUUGGUCAAGUGGGAUCUCAGUUUGUUCAAUGUUUCAAUCCAACUACUCUCAUAUCCUUUGAACAAUUUGAACAUAAUAAUCGUCCCACCACGACGAUGACGACUAAUACUCCUCGUCUUCCGAAUUUUAAUAAUCUCCCUGACGCUUCAUUUAUUUCCUAACUUUUCUUUUUGUCCUUUUAGAUAAGACAAUCACACACUGAAUAAGUUAUUGAAACAAAGAGUAGGGUGGACAGGAGGACCGGGAAGAAUAAGCAAGAGUUCUCUUAUAAUUUUUCAGUUUUAAUUAUGUUUAUAUUUUUGAUGUGGUUAUUUUAUGUAUUAUUAUUGGUAUUUACUUUGUACAGUGAACUAGGCUGAAGAAAUAAGUGUACAUGGCUCUUGACUGGGAGAGUAACUAAUUAAUCGAAGUUCAACUGUACAAAGAUAUAAUAUACUCACUGUUCAUUAUUUUCUUAUGCUAGUACUAAUAGUUAUGCUUUCUCAUAUUUGGAACUUUACAGAAGGCACUUUUGAAAUUGUAGCACCUUGAAUGAAUUUAACUUCUAUUUUACUGGUGAUAUAAAGUACUAAUUUUGACACUACUGAAAUUAGUAAUUUAGAAAAUAAUGAAGUAACAAGUUGGAGUACACUUAUAUUGCAAAGUUAAAGUAAAUAGCAAAUUGACGGCCCAAAAUAGCACUCAGGAACAAUUGUGCUGAUAUAGUGUGUAAAACUGAGCUCUAUGACAUGCAUUUUCAUCAAAAUAGGCCAUACGCAGGGUUGUCAACGAGCGAAAAUAUUACAUAGUUGACGAUUGUACUUGGUAUCCUUUGGCAUCAGAAUAUUAUUAAGCUCGGUAUAUAAAUAUAUAUAUAUAUAUAUAUAUAUAUAU
Solanum dulcamara is the source of this 1826-nucleotide messenger RNA. RefSeq names its product NAC domain-containing protein 73. The transcript is spliced from 3 exons. Gene Ontology annotation, biological process: regulation of DNA-templated transcription. Gene Ontology annotation, cellular component: nucleus. Gene Ontology annotation, molecular function: DNA-binding transcription factor activity; transcription cis-regulatory region binding. NCBI's taxonomy places the organism in Eukaryota, Viridiplantae, Streptophyta, Magnoliopsida, Solanales, Solanaceae. The record is from RefSeq and is a predicted model, not a curated record. The coding region runs from base 239 to 1114 and encodes 291 amino acids.